AAUUAUUAGUGCUACAAAUUUGGUAGUGAGGGGAAAGAAGCAUCAAUAAUUCUGAAUUGGGAUUAGCAUGAAUUUAUCACUGGUGCAAAUGGAAGCCAUAUGGUUUGCUUUCCUUGUGAUUUUAGUGGCGACUUUACCUGUUCAAGGCCAACUGAAAACUGGGUUUUAUUCUUCUUCCUGCCCAAGAGCUGAGGCCAUAGUGAGAUCCACCGUUGAAGCACACUUCAACAGAGACCCCACGAUUGCGGCUGGCUUGCUCAGGCUCCACUUCCAUGAUUGCUUUGUUCAGGGCUGUGAUGGCUCGGUGUUGAUUACGGGGUCCUCUGCUGAGAGGAAUGCAGCGCCAAACCUUGGGUUGAGAGGGUUUGAAGUAAUCGAUGAUGCAAAAUCUCAACUAGAGGCCUUGUGCCCUGGGGUGGUUUCAUGCGCCGAUAUACUUGCCCUGGCUGCUCGUGAUUCUGUGGACUUGAGUGAUGGUCCAAGUUGGUCAGUUCCCACUGGAAGAAGAGAUGGCAGGGUCUCUUUGUCUUCCCAAGCCUCAAAUUUACCUUCUCCUCUUGACACUAUUGCUGUCCAGAGGCAAAAAUUCGCCGAUAAAGGCCUUGACGAUCAUGAUCUUGUCACUUUAGUAGGGGCGCACACCAUAGGACAAACUGACUGUUUGUUCUUCCGGUAUCGUUUAUAUAACUUCACGGCGACAGGAAACUCCGACCCAACCAUAAACCAAGCAUUCUUGCCGCAGCUUAAAGCUCUUUGCCCCAAAGACGGCGAUGGCUCGAAACGUGUUGCGUUGGAUAAAGAUAGCCAGACAAAGUUCGAUGUGAGUUUCUUCAAGAAUUUACGUGAUGGUAAUGCAAUUCUAGAGUCGGACCAGAGGCUUUGGGGAGACACCGCAACAAGUAGCGUCGUGCAAAAUUAUGCCGGGAGCGUAAGGGGAUUGCUGGGGAUAAGAUUUGAUAUUGAUUUUCCAAAGGCUAUGAUUAAAAUGAGUAGCAUUGAGGUGAAGACAGAUACAAAUGGGGAGACUAGAAAAGUAUGUUCCAAGUUUAAUUGAUGAACAAAUUAAACCAACCCCAAUUACAAGAUGUGAACUUCCAAGGCAGGGUCACUUUGUAUACUUAUUCUUGGAGGGCAAAUUUCGAAACCGUGCAAGCAAUGAUGGAACUAAUUAAGGGGGGUUAGUGGUGGCAUGAGAGUCCGGACGACGGCCACCUCUUAAAAACAAUAUUUAAAAAGGUUUUUCAAUCUUUAAAUUUGUUAGAAAUAAAAUAAUUUAGGUCUUUUUUUUA
Alnus glutinosa is the source of this 1289-nucleotide messenger RNA. RefSeq names its product peroxidase 25. The record is from RefSeq and is a predicted model, not a curated record. NCBI's taxonomy places the organism in Eukaryota, Viridiplantae, Streptophyta, Magnoliopsida, Fagales, Betulaceae. Gene Ontology annotation, biological process: hydrogen peroxide catabolic process; response to oxidative stress. Bases 68 to 1054 code for a protein of 328 amino acids. Gene Ontology annotation, cellular component: plant-type cell wall; plasmodesma. Gene Ontology annotation, molecular function: peroxidase activity; heme binding. The transcript is spliced from 5 exons.